GCAUAUUACCGGCCAGGUGGAGAUGGCAAGUUUGAAGCAGAAAAUAUUAAUCCACACUUGUGUACACAUAUCAACUACGGUUUUGCCAAGCUUGAUGCAUCUAAUCGAAUCGCUCCCUACGACGACGGAUUAGACCUUGGCGAUGAGAGUUGGCAGAGUGGUCUUACUUGGGGACAUGGAAUGAUUCGUCGCAUGACCGAGCUGAGGAAGUACAACCCUAACCUUGCCACUUUGAUUUCAAUUGGCGGCUGGAACGAAGGAUCCAACAAGUACUCUGCUAUGGUUUCUAACGCAGGCUCAAGAGCCACUUUUGUAGCAAGUGUUGUGGAAUUUCUGAAAAAGUACGAACUUGAUGGCUUGGACCUUGAUUGGGAGUACCCCGCAAUGAAAGCAGUCAAUGAUCAAGACCGAACUCCUGGCCGUGAUGCAGACAAGGCCGAUUACAUUUCGCUACUUCGAGAACUUCGGGCUGCGUUUGAGCCUUACGGAUUUAUCUUGUCGGCUGCUGUCUCAGCCGGCAAACCUACAAUCGACCGGGCUUACGACGUUCCGCAAGUAUCCAAGUAUCUGGACAUCAUCAACUUGAUGUGCUAUGAUUACCACGGCGGCUGGGACACGCACGCUGCUCACAACGCCCCGCUCUACCCUCUUCCCGGCUCCACUGGAAUUGAGCACUCUUUUACUGUGUCAUUUUCAGUUGACUACUGGAUCAAGCUUGGCGCGGACCCAAAGAAGAUUGUUCUUGGCAUUCCUCUUUACGGCCGAACCUUCACUCUGAAAGGAUCGGAAACUGGAAUCGGUGCCCCAGUAACUGGAAAGGGAGGCUCUCCUGGCCCAAUUACCCGAAUCAUUGGCAUGCUGGGAUACAAUGAAAUUUGCGCCAUGGUCAAGGGUGGCUGGAGUGUGCACUGGAAUGACACCCAGAAGGUUCCCUACGCUACCAGUGCCUCGCAGUGGAUUGGCUACGACAAUGAAAAGUCAAUCAAGUACAAACUUGACUUUCUUCUCGAGCGAAAACUGGGCGGUGGCAUGAUCUGGUCUAUUGACACUGACGACUUCUCUGGCCACUGUGGCGUCAAGUACCCGCUGCUGAAGGAGAUCAGUCGCGUACUGAACAAAGUUGACGGCCCCGACGUGACCAUUCCGCGAACGCACGCCACCACUCCUCACCCCGGCGGCCAAACUGACCCCCCGAUCACCGACGGUCCUCACACCGACGGCCCGCACACUCACGCGCCCAAGACUGACGCCCCGGUGACUGACAAGCCAGACCACAGUGGCAAGUUCCACUGCAAGUCGGCCGGCUUCUUCCCCGACCCGAAGGAUCCGCGCAAGUUCCACCAGUGUGUCAACUUUUCUGGCAAGCUUAAGGACUACGAGUUCAACUGUCCAGAGGGCUCAAA
Molecule: messenger RNA, 1403 nt
Organism: Rhagoletis zephyria (snowberry fruit fly)
Lineage: Eukaryota; Metazoa; Arthropoda; Insecta; Diptera; Tephritidae
Product: chitinase-3-like protein 1
Biological process (GO): carbohydrate metabolic process; chitin catabolic process
Cellular component (GO): extracellular region
Molecular function (GO): chitin binding; chitinase activity
Source: RefSeq, a predicted model, not a curated record